This is a messenger RNA of Alternaria rosae, 2011 nucleotides long. Its product is annotated as MT-A70-domain-containing protein. The transcript has a single exon. The coding region runs from base 211 to 1692 and encodes 493 amino acids. Gene Ontology annotation, molecular function: methyltransferase activity. Lineage: Eukaryota; Fungi; Ascomycota; Dothideomycetes; Pleosporales; Pleosporaceae. The record is from RefSeq and is a predicted model, not a curated record. Gene Ontology annotation, cellular component: RNA N6-methyladenosine methyltransferase complex; nucleus.
CUACCCUUCGAAAAUGGUUUCCAUGCAACACCACGACAACAUCACGAGAUCUCAGAUCAGAUAUCCUACGUGAAGUGUGUUUACGAUAGCACGCGAUGAUUACUUGGUGUGUUGUCGAUGAGAUUGCAAACGGGAACUAGCUAUGACGUAAGACUGUAGAAUGGGUAGGAACUUUCCAUUGCUGUUUUCUCUCUUCGAUUAUCCCUCGUCAUGGCUUCGUCAAAUCCAAUCAUCUACCAGAACGCGGAGGCGGACGUCAUUCUGAUUGACAUACCGACUUCUAUCGCAGCAGCACAAGGCGACCGCUCGGGUGUGCUGCUCUCUACUGCGCCCUUGGAAGCGCCCAUCGAAUCGAAGGAAGACUACCGACCCAAGGCGAAGAAACAUAGAGCGAACGAGACUCAAGCCCAAGGCACGGUGACUACGCAGCAUGUCAAUCACCGCAGUUUGCCACCUGUGACAGUGGCAGAAGCCUCCCAACACGAGUUCCAUUCUCUGCAUCUUGACGACCUGCGGUACAAGGUUCUCGCUGAACAUGCACUCCGCAAAAUUCGCGCGCAGGUUCCAGGACCGUGGUGCGCACAACGCAAGUUAAUGACCCUAGAAUCAGUCCGUGGGAAGGAUGUCGCCAUGGACGUUGAUCAAAUUUCUGAAAAAGAGCUCGAGUCCCGAAUGAAGGAGUGGGCUUCAUGGAGCGAGAGCAAGGAAGACGAUACCGCAUUCAAUCUGCAGCAGAUGAUGGCGUCUCUUGGCGCAACUUCCGAGGUCGCAGAACCGGCCACUGUGGCACCAAAGUGGAUCAUGUCGUCCUGCCCUGCCCGUGAGACUGCAAGUAACACACGGGUCGCGGAAACGGUCUCGCCAGACAUAGGGGCACAAACCGACCCGUGGACAGGCGCCUUCCACAACCCCAACCACCACUCCCUGUCGCUAUCAAUCGCUCAGAACACGUCGCAACCUGCUCAGCUGGGUCCCGAGUAUCGUUUCACCGUACCACCUCGAUCCACAUUCUUCCUCAGCGAUUCCACAGCGUCGGAAGCCUUCCGUACCUCAUUUCGUGAACUCACAGAUGAGUUCACCCUUCCACGACACUUCGACCUAGUACUGUUGGAUCCACCAUGGCCCAAUCGUUCAGCCAAGCGGAAGGGGGCGUACGAACAAGUCGGCGGCAUGCCGUACCUCAAGAAGAUGCUGUUGAGCAUGGAUAUCGACAGCUAUCUGGAACACAAUGCGCUGGUCGGCGUCUGGAUCACGAACAAGGAGGCGCUGAGGGAACAUGUCCUCGGCUCUGGUGGACUGUUUGAGAUAUGGAACGUGGGCUUGAUCGAGGAGUGGAUAUGGAUCAAGACAACAACCAAAGGCGAGCCCAUGUUCGACAUUGAUAGCGCCAUGCGCAAGCCCUAUGAAAUUCUACUGCUAGGUCGCGCAGCCCCGAACUCAUGGACGACAAUGACACACGCGCCAACAGUCAAGAGGAGAGUUAUUGCUGCUGUGCCAGAUAUCCACUCACGAAAACCAUGUCUGAAGCAGUUACUCGAACCCUUUCUUGCGGAUCCGACUGAUUACAGCGCGCUUGAGGUCUUUUCUCGGUACCUUGUCAGCGGAUGGACGUCUUGGGGUAACGAGGUACUGAAGUAUAAUUGGGAUGGCUACUGGGCCCCGGCUAGAAGCACCGUGGCCUCUACGAAGUAGGGUUUCAUUUCGCUGGGACAUGGCAUCUGUAGUGGCAAACCGUAGUUGAGUGGUAUGUGCAUCUCAUGCAAGGAUAAAGCUGAACACCCUGGAUCCUAGGUUGACGUUUGCAUACCUACUUCGCAUGUUUUUUGUCUUAAUGUAGGCUGCAGAUCUGUUCAGGCCUUUCCUUGUAUGAGGUACGCGUGGGAACCGCAAGUUGGCUGAUCUAGACCGACAAUGGUCUGUGGAAGUAUGCGUUGCUCUGAUGAAUAAACCACGUGGUUUUUGAGAGGGCAUAUCAAACGAUCAUUCAUCCAAAGGAUGAGAUAGUAAUUGU